Messenger RNA from Vigna unguiculata (cowpea), 1881 nucleotides. RefSeq names its product putative GPI-anchored protein At1g61900. Gene Ontology annotation, cellular component: plasma membrane. The record is from RefSeq and is a predicted model, not a curated record. Lineage: Eukaryota; Viridiplantae; Streptophyta; Magnoliopsida; Fabales; Fabaceae.
CCUCACGUGAUCAUCCCUGAUACACAUGCCUGGCAUCUGCAAGUGGCAAUGCCAUCUCUUUCUCUCUCUUUUCUGAACUCCAUUGUGUGAGUGACUGAGUCACUGAAAACAACGAAAAAGGGGUUUCUUUUUGCAUCAUUCUCUUCGAUUUUCUCUCUUUGCAUUCAAGUUUUUUUGUUCACUUUGGGAGCAACUUCUUAAUGUUCACUUUGGGAUUGUUCAUUGCCUUGGUUGCUGACAAGCUGCAACUAUGAAGGGCUUACUCUCUCCCACUUCCCUUCUUCAAAUUACUCUCUUUCUUCUUGUUUUUCUUUUAGUUGUUAACAAGUCUCAGGGCUCUCCAAUCACUACUAAAGUUGAUGCGUUGCCUCCUGCUUUCCCUCCAAGUACACAGCCACAACCCUUUAUUCCUCUUAUAGCUCCUUCCCCAUUGAGACCUUUCACAAAUAAUUCUGUGCCCAAGUUAUCAGGCCUUUGUUCAUUGAAUUUCUCUUCUGCUCAAGAUAUAAUGACCACAACUGCUACUGAUUGCUGGACAUCCUUUGCUCCAUAUUUGGCAAAUGUUGUAUGUUGUCCUCAAUUUGAUGCCAUGCUGGUGACCCUCAUAGGACAGUCGAGCAAAUACUCUGGGGUGCUAGCUCUGAACGCAACUCAUGCUAGUCACUGCCUCUCUGAUGUUCAGAAGGUCCUCGUCGGUCAAGGAGCAAAUGAGAAUCUUAGAAAAAUAUGUUCAGUCAACCCAACAAAUCUCACUGAGGCCUCUUGUCCCGUUGUAUCCGUGGAUGAAUUUGAGAGUGUUGUAGAUACUUCGAGACUACUGACUGCUUGUAGAAAAAUUGAUCCUGUAAAUGAGUGUUGUGAUCAAGUUUGCCAAAAUGCCAUAGACUAUGCUGCUAGAAAAAUUGCCUUAAAUGAUUUGUCUACUUCAGAUGGAAACCAUAGCAUGCCUGGGCCAGUAGCUAGGAUCAAUGAUUGCAAGAAUAUUGUUGUACGUUGGCUGGCUAGUAAACUUGAUCCAUCCACUGCAAAUAGUGUUUUUAGAGGACUGUCAAAUUGCAACCUAAACAAAGUAUGCCCAUUGGUUUUUCCAAGUGUCUCAAGUGUUGUGAAAGAAUGCGGCAAUCUCAUACAUAACCAAACAGCUUGCUGCAAAGCCAUCAAAAGUUAUGUGUCCUAUUUGCAAGAACAGAGCUUUGUAACCAAUCUGCAGGCCUUGAAAUGUGCUGCAUCACUUGGAAAGAAAUUGCAGAAUGCAAAUGUCUCCAAGGACGUUUAUAGUCUUUGUCAUAUAAGCCUGAAGGACUUUUCUCUUCAAGUUGGAUUGCAAGAAUCUGGCUGCCUUUUGCCGAGUUUGCCAUCAAAUGCAGUAUUUGAUGGAACUUCAGGGAUUGGAUUCAUUUGUGACCUUAAUGACAACAUUGUAGCUCCAUGGCCAACAUCUUCAUAUCUGCUUCCAUCCUCAUGCAAUAGAACUACAAAACUUCCAUCUCUUCCUACGGCAACAUCCUCACAAAAUGGUCUUUUCAUUAAUACCUUGGUUUUGCCUCUCCUCUUUACCUCUAUACUACUUCCAAAGAGGCUUCUUUAACCUUGGAGUUCACUGUAUUUAAGGUUUUUUGGCUACAAGGAUUUUCCAGAUAAGUUGUCUAUUCUUUGAGGAUCCAAGGAAGAACUAUGUUCUUAUUCUUAUCCAAUCAUCAAAUAUGUUUAUAUUUUCACCAGUGAAUGAGUACAGAAAUACUAUUUUGAGAUAGUCUUUCUGGUAGAUUCAUGAUUGUAUUCUACUAUUACCAAAUAUCAUUGUUUCAAUAUUCUUUGAAAUUGUAAUAAGUUUUGUUUUCCGUACAAAGAAUAGUAUAAAUAUAAAAAACCAUUAUCUCA